AUGUACGAACGUACUCUUCUCCAGCCAAAACUUGAAAGUAAAAUAUCUCAUCAACAGACUGACAAAAAUCAAAAAUUUCAACACCAAAAUUUAUUUUGAGUGUCUUACGCUAGAUUGAUUACUCUAUAUAGGUUUAAAAUAUAAUAAAAAUAUUAUAUAAAACAAGUAAUUUCAAAUUUAUAGAAUAUUUUGUGUUAGACGGCGAUGAUACUGGUGACACCAGAGAUGAAAAAAAAAACUUUUGUCGGGCAGGCGGAGGUGACAAUAUAAACCCGAAAUACGUAUUUGGUAAAUAUUUUAUUGACGUAAAUUUAAGUGUAAAUAGUGUAUAAUUUAUGUUCAUUAAUGCCAUCGAUACAUCUAAUUAAAACACGAAAAAAUGAUUAUUUGUCUAUACCACGGUUGUCCAAUGUAUUUUGGAAGCGGGCUAUAAUUUAAAUUAUAUUUAACUGGUGGGUGAUCUUAUUAACNAGACGGCGAUGAUACUGGUGACACCAGAGAUGAAAAAAAAGACUUUUGUCGGGCAGGCGGAGGUGACAAUAUAAACCCGAAAUACGUAUUUGGUAAAAUAUUUUAUUAACGUAAAUUUAAGUGUAAAUAGUGUAUAAUGUAUGUUCAUUAAUGCCAUCAAUACAUCUAAUUAAAACACGAAAAAAUGAUAAUUUGUCUAUACCACGGUUGUCCAAUUUAUUUUGGAAGCGGGCUAUAAUUUAAAUUAUAUUUAACUGGUGGGUGAUCUUAUUAACAAGACCUGCUUACACAUAUAAUUCUUCUAUACAUAUUAAUUAAAUAAAGUUUAAAAAAUAAACUAUUUGUAUACAUUUUAUUAUUAGUUAUAAAUAAAAUAAAAUUAUUAAUAAAAAAUUAAUAUUUUAAUGCUAAAAAAAUAAUAUAAAUGACAAUAGUUACAUUUUAGGAUGCCUCUAUUAUUUAAUUUAAGCACCUGUAUAAAUUACGUACCGAAUUUGUUUUGUUAUAGAGUAACAAUAAUUAAAUAACUAUAGGUAUGUUUUAUUUUUACUUUUUAACCAGGAAAAGAAUUCAACGAAGCUAAGGCUAAAGAAAUGUGUGAGUCGACUGCCACAGUCCGAGGUGGAAAGUUGGACGAAAUAAGAUUUACAAGAAAAGGCGAGCAUAUUUGUAAAAUGGCCUGUAAAAGUAUCGGUUUUAGCAUAUUAACAAUCAAACCGACAAUACUAAUGCUGGUAGACAAGUAUUGUACUAGGGAAGGAUUGAAGCCCGUAGCCUGCGUUUGCAAUCUGAAAGUUUUAUGCCGAGAAAAGAUAUAUCAUGCAUUUAUCACCGUAGUUCCGAACAACGGUGGUGGAAUAGCGAUGUCGUUCUCGGAGGCGGGACAACCGCCGAAAACGAAUUCGAUAGUUAAUUCGAAUGGUCCUCUGCACAUAGCCUGA
Molecule: messenger RNA, 1412 nt
Organism: Cinara cedri
Lineage: Eukaryota; Metazoa; Arthropoda; Insecta; Hemiptera; Aphididae
Source: the annotation of a GenBank genome assembly